Messenger RNA from Medioppia subpectinata, 866 nucleotides. Lineage: Eukaryota; Metazoa; Arthropoda; Arachnida; Sarcoptiformes; Oppiidae. The record is from the annotation of a GenBank genome assembly.
GUGUGCUUUUCAUUUGAGGCAAAAGCUAUUGCUUUCGCAGUUUGAGUGCAAAACCUGUGUUUGGCUUCAAUUGAAUGACACAAACAAUAAAACGAUUCAAGAGUUUCGGCUUUUUUUAACAAUCAACGGAUCAGUUGGCGAGUAAAGAGUUUGCCAUCGAUUGCAAAGAAUCGCUCGCAAUAUCAUCGGACAUUUGAGUGGAUAAUAGUUAGCGGAUAAGCGGAGGAAUAAGCGGAAGAAUGUCUGCUUCGGCUCAACUGCGAGAACUGCUUCAUUUGCCAGCGUUUGGUAUGAAUACUAUGAAUACAAACGCCACUCAAAACACUGCCAAUCAGUUCAAUGUGUUGAACGACUUGAACACAACUCAUACGGCGAACAACAGCCACACCAACACCACUGUCCGCCACAGUCUGCCCAACAACUGCACCAUUAAAGUGGACACCACUUCCACGCAGAGCCUGUUCGACGUGAUGGCACUGAAAGUGGCCAUUGAAGGCCACGAGUCGACCAAUUCGUACUUCACGAAAGUGGAGCGUUUGGUGGACUUUAAUUGGGAUUUCAGCGGAAAUAGCAAUUGGAUUGCGGUCUCCAAUCGGAAGCCGUUCAUCGCGUAUGUCAUCAGUCGGUAUCAGAAGCCGCAGACAGCGCGACAGUCGGCGCCGUCGAGCGACCAAAUGAUACGUAUAAUGAAUUACGAGACGCGCUGCCGGUGUCUGGCGAAGGGUGUGUUUCAUCAGCCAAUCGCCGACCUGUCGUUCGCCAUAAACUCGAUCUCAUCGCACAGUUUGGAUGUGACAAAGUUGGCGGUCGCCGACAGAGGCGGCAAUGUCUACAUCUAUAGUCUUAAGGAAGAGAACGGCGACAUU